GAAAAGGGUAUCAUGCAUCUCCUAUGCUGUUGCUGUCUCCCUCCCUCAAUGGCGGCUAGUCGCAGAGCUCUGAACAGGUUUUCUAGCUUUAUGCUCCUUUUAAUGGUGGUUUUCAUGCCUAUUGUCCACACUUCCCGCACCGGAUUCCCAGGAGGAAGAAGAGCAGUUGCAGAACAAAGGGUCACAGUCGCUCAGGAGCUUGAGAGGAACUUGUCGAUGGAGGGAUCUUUUGGAAAUGGAGGAGCCAAUUUCAGUGUGGAACAGAGGGAAGUUCCAACUGGACCAGACCCUCUUCACCAUAACAACAACCCCACAGGACCUUGAUGACGAGCUCUGUAAAAAUGGUGCAUGGCAUAUCUCACCCUACUUCCUCCCUAACCAGUUUUCUUAUUUGUUCUUAGUUAUUUAGCCAUAGAUUUUAGGUAUGGUCCCAAGGCUUUGUCAAUGUACAGAGGUAGCAGUUUAAUGAAGGAUUUUCAAGUAUCUUACUAUGAAAACUUAUUAUCUCCUUUUUUUUUUUUAAUGUUCAAAAAUAUAUUUUAUCUUAGUUCCUGUUUAUGGUUAAGGAUCACUUUAAUUUCAUUAAUUUUGCCUGAAUGCUGAGGAGUCCUAUAGGUGCUUCCGCUAAUUUGUGACAGAACACAAUGAAAAUGCUUCAGUAUGUGUUUUUAAUUGCAUGCUUAAAGGAUCAGUGACUAUAUAUAUAUAUGUAUGUAAAUGCCGCCUGCAAAUUAAGUUGAUUCUGAGUUGCUUUUCUCUUCUGUUGGAAAAAUGCCUUUUGUGCUUUUGACUUUUGAGUAUGGCAGGCUUGAUUCUAAGCUUUGAAAGUAGCUUUUGUGCUAAUGUAAACAUGAGAUAAUUUCUUUGCUUCAUAUUGAAGCAUUGAGGGUAGCUUGUUAUGUAAAAGUCAGAAUAGCCUUUUUAAUUAAAAAUGUCAUUUAUUU
Molecule: messenger RNA, 944 nt
Organism: Rubroshorea leprosula
Lineage: Eukaryota; Viridiplantae; Streptophyta; Magnoliopsida; Malvales; Dipterocarpaceae
Source: the annotation of a GenBank genome assembly